This is a messenger RNA of Kickxella alabastrina, 912 nucleotides long. RefSeq lists its product as uncharacterized. Gene Ontology annotation, biological process: mitochondrion organization. The transcript is spliced from 2 exons. Gene Ontology annotation, cellular component: SAM complex. NCBI's taxonomy places the organism in Eukaryota, Fungi, Kickxellomycota, Kickxellomycetes, Kickxellales, Kickxellaceae. The record is from RefSeq and is a predicted model, not a curated record. The coding region runs from base 1 to 912 and encodes 303 amino acids.
AUGCAGCUGUCCAAGGUCGACUGGAGGCUGCACCAGACCAACAACACGGGAAUUUCGACGAAUGGCUGCCUGCCCGUGGUCACAUUUAACAACGCAGUCGUGGAGUCUGGAUUCUGGCGCAUAGUGCAAUUUAUGAAGGCGGAAGGACACGAUCUCAACUCAAAGCUAAACGAAGAGCAGCUGUCACAAUCCACUGCCUACAUAUCGCUUGUCCAAGACUGUCUAAUUGAUUCUCUGCUAUUCAGCUGGUAUCUGGUUUCAGAAAAUUUUGCUGACAUGGUCCGCCCACGCCUGGCUAAAAUGUUUGGCUUUCCGCUGAGUCUGUUUAUUCCGACACAGUUCAAGGACUACGCGGAGGAGAGGCUGCAAUUUCGGGGAAUUAGUAGCGACCUAGACACUGCGGCUGAAAAGGAGGCAGCCGCGGCAGCCGGAUUCAACCGCCACGCCGACAAGUCGGCCCAUCCAGUCUAUGCCCAAGCCGACAAGUGCCUAGCUGUACUGUCCAAUAAGCUUGGCACAGACGAAUACUUUUUCGGGGCCAGCCCGACGACACUCGAUGCUGUGGUGUAUGGCUAUCUGUCUCUUGUGCUCUAUCCCGAGCUGCCACAAAGCACGCUUAAAACGAUUGUUACGUCGAAAUAUCAUAACUUGGUCGAGUUGUGCGACCGUAUUCACGCGCAGAUGGAGAAACCAGCCAUAGUCUCGGAGCAGACAUGGUUCUCUGGCAUUGCCACGGUUGCAAAGCAGAGCAUCGCACAGUACAUAUUGCCCACUGUGGGCUCGAAGCAGCAACAAGAGGAGCGCGAAGAUCCGCAGCGAGCAGAGAAAGCCAGAUCGAUUGUUGGCGCGCUGUUUGUCUUUAUCGGAUACGCCAUUUACAACGGUGUUCUAUCUGCGCCUGCGUCAAAUUAG